Messenger RNA from Meriones unguiculatus (Mongolian gerbil), 2010 nucleotides. It is a transcript of the gene Ctu2, whose product is annotated as cytosolic thiouridylase subunit 2. The record is from RefSeq and is a predicted model, not a curated record. Bases 543 to 1970 code for a protein of 475 amino acids. Gene Ontology annotation, cellular component: cytosol. The transcript is spliced from 14 exons. Gene Ontology annotation, molecular function: tRNA binding; sulfurtransferase activity. Gene Ontology annotation, biological process: tRNA wobble position uridine thiolation. Lineage: Eukaryota; Metazoa; Chordata; Mammalia; Rodentia; Muridae.
GGAGGUUGGGCAGGUGCUCUGGGUGGAAGUAGUUUCCUCUUUCUCGGGGUACCUGUUUUAUCGGCCACACAGGCUUGGAAGGAGAACUCCAGUCUUCUCCAGGUCUUUGGAGAGGAACAAGGGGCUAUUCCCAUGGGGACCACAGCAGGAGGACUCCCAUUUUAUCUGUAACUUUAGCCCUUUUGGAAAACAACUGUUUUAAUAUGACUUUUAACAAAAUCUCUAGCUCCCAGGGCAGGAACAAACAUCUCCAGUGUUAUUCCUCCAAUACCUACUGGUGCUGGGUACUGCUUUGUCUAGUGUAUGUUUGGUGAGUGAGUAAUGAUCUCACGUUUCUAAGUUCCUUUGAAUCUCUGGGUCUAUUUUCUAAGAUGUUCCACAAAAGAGUCUGGUCUCCAGAGGGGCAGAAACUGACUUCCAGAGUCUUUCUUGUGACCUACCAUGUUUUGGGAGCCCAGAUUUGAAAGGAAAGGUAGUUACCAGGAACUACAACCUGGGCAAGGGAUUGUUUCAAGGCAUUCUAUGUCCACAAGUUCAGAGCCAUGCUUGGGAAGAACCGACUCAUUUUUCCUGGUGAGAAGGUGCUCUUGGCGUGGUCUGGGGGCCCUUCGUCCAGCUCCAUGCUCUGGCAAGUUCUUGAGGGCCUGAGUCAGGAUUCUGCAAAACGGCUACGCUUUGUGCCAGGAGUCAUCUAUGUUGACGAAGGAGCAGCCUGUGGCCAGAGCCUAGAAGACAGAGUAAAGACCUUGGCUGAGGUGAAGCUGAUCCUGCAGAAAACUGGCUUCCCAUGGCAUGUGGUUGCCUUGGAGGAGGUGUUCGGCUUGCCACCAUCGGUGCUGUGCUGUGCUUCCCAGGAGCCAGCAGGGACAGAGGAGGCCUACAAGGUGGCCGUGGACAGCUUCCUGCAACAGCAGCAUGUGCUAGGGGUUGAGGGCUGUGUGAGCCCAGCUGAGGGAGAGGAGCAGAUACACCUAUCCCAUAGCCAGGAAUCCCUGGGCACAACUGGGUCCCCCGUAGCCGCUCAGACUGAGGCCUUGUCUAGGUUGUUCAACUCCAUAAAGACACUGACAGCCAAAGAAGAGCUUCUGCAGACCCUGAGGACCCAUCUGAUCGUGCAUGUAGCCCGGACCCAUGGCUACUGCAAGGUGAUGACCGGGGAGAGCUGCACCCGCCUGGCCAUCAAGCUUAUGACCAACUUGGCCCUGGGGAGAGGAGCCUUCCUUGCCUGGGACACGGGCUUCUCAGAUGAGCGACAUGGGGAUGUGGUGUUGGUGAGGCCCAUGCGGGACCACACGCUGAAGGAAGUGGCCUUCUACAACCACCUGUUUGGUGUGCCCUCAGUCUUCACACCAGCCAUUGAUACCAAGGCUCCGGAAAAGGCUAGCAUCCACCGGCUGAUGGAGGCCUUCAUCCUGAGGUUGCAGACUCUGUUCCCCUCUACAGUCAGCACUGUGUACAGGACAAGUGAGAAGCUGGUCAAGGCUCCCAGGGAAGGCUGUGCCACCAGCCCCUCAAGCCCCAACUGCCUCCUCUGCAUGUGUGCACUGGACAUCGACACUGCUGACAGUGCCACAGCCUUUGGGGCUCAGUCCUCCUCACAUCUCUCCCAGAUGCCGCCUGCUGAGGCUGGGACACCUGCCCUGCUCUGCUGCAGUGCAGGGGAGGGUCAGGCCCAGCGCUGCCACAGGGCAGUUGGCAGGAGGGGGGACGCACAGGCCUGCAUCACAGAGCAGCUGUGUUAUAGCUGCCGGGUGAACAUGAAGGACCUGCCCUCCGUGGAUCCAUUGCCACCCUAUGUCUUGGCCGAGGCUCAGCUCCGCAGCCAGAGGGCCUGGGUCUCUCAGGAAAUCCAGGAGUAUCUAAUUACAGACAGUGAUGAGGAAGAGGAGGAAGGCAGAGUGGAGCCUGGGCAUGCCCAAUCAUGCAAAGCCGUGAAGCAGGAAGGUGAAGACACAGGGAUCGGUCUGUGACUGUCCAUUUGUAUAAAUAAAAAUGUUUUUACUUAGAAAA